UCUAAAGAUCUUAAAAAUGAUGCCUCACAGCUUUUAUUAUAUCUUACUGAGAAGUGUUCAGAAGAGUCAGGUUGGAGUGUUGAAUUUGAUAAUGGUGGUUUAUGUAAUUUGGUGAAGACUUUGGAUUCACAAUUAGAAAAAAAGGCUGAGUGGAACUAUUUUUUUGAGUAUCAGACUCUGUCAUCAUGUGUUGGGAUUGUAUCUGUUAGUAGUAAAAUAUUGCCUACUAUUGACCAUAUACUCUUAGAAUACUUGACCCCACAAAUUCUUUCUAUUGAGUGUAUUAAAAUAGCACAGUGUUUAUACUUCGAUGUGAUAUUAGUUGACUUAACAGUAAUUGGAUUGGAUGACAAGAAUGAGAAUAUAAGUGAUCGAUUUACAGAAGAUGUUUAUGAUACGAAGCAGAUUUUACUUAAAUCAAUGAUAUCAAAAAUGGAUCAAAUUAAUAUUAAAGAGAUCUGGCAAAUCACUAAUAAAUGA
This is a messenger RNA of Racocetra persica, 480 nucleotides long. The record is from the annotation of a GenBank genome assembly. NCBI's taxonomy places the organism in Eukaryota, Fungi, Glomeromycota, Glomeromycetes, Diversisporales, Gigasporaceae.